CGGUUAUACAAGAAAUAAACGGACAAAAGACAGGAAAAAGCUGGCGAAGAAGAGGAAAGAAACUCUGAGCUCCAGACAGGAAAUGACCCUGAUGGUCAACAGCUCCCAAUGCACAACUAUGGUGGACACACACACACACACUCUGAACGGACGCACUGUGUCCUCUCCGUCCUCCUUCACCCUGAAGACAAACACCAUCAGCACCACCGUGCCCAACUCAUACUACCCAGAUCCCUUCGUGCCGACGGCCAUCCUGGUGCCCAUUAAUGACGACAGCCACACGAUGACCAGUGAGACCAGCAGCCUGGUUCAGUCGCACUAUAAGCAGCGAGAGUCAGAGAGAGAGGCGUUGCCCUAUCAGACGGGACAGCUGCACCCCGCCAUCAGGGUGGCUGACCUCCUGCAGCACAUCACUCAGAUGAAGUGUGCCGAGGGGUACGGCUUUAAAGAGGAGUACGAGAGUUUCUUCGAGGGCCAGUCGGCUCCUUGGGAUUCGGCCAAAAAGGACGAAAACCGCAUGAAGAACCGCUACGGAAACAUCAUCGCCUACGACCACUCUCGUGUGCGUCUGCAGCCUCAGGAUGGAGAGAACGGCUCUGACUACAUCAAUGCAAACUACGUGGACGGAUACCACCGACCCAAUCACUACAUCGCCACCCAAGGUCCCAUGCAGGAGACUGUGUACGAUUUCUGGAGGAUGGUUUGGCAGGAAAACACCGCCGCCAUCGUCAUGGUAACUAACCUGGUGGAGGUGGGGCGGGUGAAGUGUUGUAAAUACUGGCCAGACGACACAGAGAUUUACGGCGACAUGAAGGUGACGCUGAUCGAGACCCAGCUGCUUUCAGAGUACGUGAUCCGGACCUUUGCCGUGGAGAAGCGUGGCGUGGCAGAGAUCAGGGAGAUCCGGCAGUUUCAUUUCACCGGUUGGCCGGAUCACGGCGUGCCGCUUCACGCCACUGGCCUGCUCGGAUUCAUCCGCCGCGUCAAGGCCAAAACCCCCCCGACCGCCGGACCAACCGUAGUCCACUGCAGUGCGGGCGCAGGGCGUACAGGCUGCUUCAUAGUGAUCGACAUCAUGCUGGACAUGGCGGAACGAGAAGGCGUCGUCGACAUUUACAACUGUGUCCGAGAGCUACGAGCACGCAGGGUGAACAUGGUGCAGACAGAGGAGCAGUACGUCUUCAUCCACGACGCCAUCUUGGAGGCGUGUCUCUGCGGCGACACCGCCAUCCCGGCCAAUCAGCUGCGCUCUGUGUACUACGAGAUGAACCGAUUGGACCCUCAGACCAACUCCAGCCAGAUCAAAGAGGAGUUCAGGACGCUGAACAUGGUGACGCCCACGCUGCGGGUGGAGGACUGCAGCAUCGCUCUGCUGCCGAGGAACCACGAGAAGAACCGCUGCAUGGACGUCCUUCCUCCAGACCGCUGCCUCCCCUUCCUCAUCACCAUCGACGGGGAAAGCUCCAACUACAUCAACGCUGCUCUCAUGGACAGCUACAAGCAGCCGUCAGCGUUCAUCGUUACCCAGCAUCCUUUGCCGAACACGGUGAAAGAUUUCUGGCGUCUCGUCCUCGACUAUCACUGCACGUCCAUCGUCAUGCUGAACGACGUGGACCCCGCACAGUUGUGUCCUCAGUACUGGCCUGAAAACGGCCUCCAUCGCCUCGGCUCUCUGCAGGUGGAGUUUGUUUCUGCAGAUCUGGAGGAGGACGUCAUCAGUCGCAUCUUCAGGAUCUACAACACGGCCAGGCCUCAGGACGGGUACCGCAUGGUGCAGCAGUUCCAGUUCCUCGGCUGGCCGAUGUACCGCGACACGCCCGUAAACAAGCGCUCCUUUCUGAAGCUCGUCCACCAGGUGGACAAGUGGCAGGACGAGUACGACGGGGGGGAAGGGAGGACCGUGGUGCACUGCCUAAAUGGCGGUGGUCGUAGUGGAGUGUUUUGCAGCGUCAGCAUCGUGUGUGAAAUGUUACGUCAGCAGCGCUGCGUCGAUAACUUUCACGCCGUAAAAACUCUGAGAAACAACAAACCAAACAUGGUGGACCUGCUGGAGCAGUAUAAGUUCUGCUAUGAAGUCGCUCUGGAGUAUCUGAACUCUGCUUGAACCCAACGAGAGGAGAGGAGACAAGGAGUCAAGGAGAGGAGGAAGGAGAGGAGGUUUACUACUGACUGCAGGAGGAGGAGGAGGAGGAAGAGGAGUUUUUGCACUGCCUUGUUUGAACUCACCGUGUCAUUUUUUUACAUUUUUUGUCGUCUUGAUGAACCAAAACAUCUUCGCUUUUUCACUCCGAGUGGAGCGUCCUGUCAGCGAACACACAGGAUCUUUGUGAACUCACCUCCACCUGUUUCACCGCUGCUUUAAUAAAGGACUUCCUGUUUACAUUUCUCAACGCACAGCGACACGUGGAGCUGCUGGAAUAUUUCAAACAAUGGUUUUAAUUGUACGUGAUGCUUAAAGUUCAUGAAGUGCAAACACCAAAGAAAGGGUCAAAAAGAAACGGGAAAUAUUUCAAAUUAUUAAAGAAAAUAAUUAGGAAUAAAAUGUUUCCUCGUCACGAAAAAGAUAUUUAGUAAUAACGGAAAAUUAUGUAUAAUUAGGGGAGAAUAUUACUUGAUACUAGAAAAAUAAAUAAUAAGAAAUAAAAAAUAAAUAUAUACACAUUUAGAAUUUCUUUUUUUUCUUCUCGUAAUCACGAAAAAAACUGUUUACAUGAUUACGGAAAAAGAAAAGGACUAUUAAGAUAUACAUUUUAAUUUUUAAAAUGAUGCCCAAAUUUAAGGUAGUAUUGAGACAAAUAUAUUUGAUGCGAGAGGGAUUUAAAAAAACAAGGAAAGGUUUCAGAAUUACAGAAAUAAUCCCGAAACUAGUUUUUAUACUUAUGAAAAACAUUUUUAAUAAUAAUAAUAAAAACAUUUGAUGGGAAAGAAACAUGUUUAUUAUAUGAAAUAUAUAAUUACAAAUAAAUGUAUUUUGAGAAUUUUGCAGAAUAACUCAUUUAAAGUCACUUUUCAUGAAUCUGGGAAUAUGUGUCGCUGUGUUUAAAACAUGGUAUGGUCCUUUAACGAGCACUAAUGUUAUAUAAUGACUUAAAAACACUUACAAAUGAACCAUAAUUACAUCAAACUAAAGAUUUGUUCGUCAGCUUUCAGUCGUGAGAGUCUCUGAACAUCGCCUGGUUUUUAUUUCAACAUAUUUUAGCGUUGGUUUCACUGUCGUCGUCCGUCUUCUUCUUCUUCUGUGGUGUUUUCUCCUCCUGAGUUUCGGGCAGCUGUUAAUAUUGUACAUAAGGAAGCAGGAAGCAGAAUAUUUAUUCCUUCAGUCGUUUCGAUGUCGUCUUGUUCUCGCAGCGCAGAGAGACAAUCACUAUUCAAUAUUUACGUUGUUUCCAUUAAACCAAUCAUUUUUUUAAACUCACAGUAUCGGCUGCUCGUAAUCACUGUCACUCUUAAAUUGUCUGUUUUUAAAAGGGACCUUUGUGUUGCUUAAAACACAAACACAAAAAAACAGAGUCCGUCCUUCCGUUAAAUAUGUGGUUUUUGAAGUAACCCUAGUUUUUAAUGGCUCUGGGUUAUUGGUGUAACCCUGGUUAUUAAUGGCUCUGGGUUGUGGUUAUUGAUGUAACUAUUUUUAUUAAAUAACUCUGGGUUAUUGGUGUAACUCUGGUUAUUAAUGGCUCUGGGUUGUGGUUAUUGAUGUAACUCUGGGUUAUUGAUGUAACUGGUUAUUAAUGGCUCUGGGUUGUGGUUAUUGAUGUCACUCUGGUUGUAAAUGGCUCUGGGUUAUUGAUGUAACCCUGGUUAUUAAUGGCUCUGGGUUAUUGAUGUAACUCUGGUUGUAAAUGGCUUUGGGUUAUUGAUGUAACUCUGGUUGUAAAUGGCUCUGCUGCUGACGAGAACAUUAUUGUAAUGAAAGCUUUUAUUUAUGUUGUAUGAUUAUAAAAUACUGCAAAUAAAAAUAUGUAUACACUCUUAAA
Molecule: messenger RNA, 3974 nt
Organism: Gymnodraco acuticeps
Lineage: Eukaryota; Metazoa; Chordata; Actinopteri; Perciformes; Bathydraconidae
Product: receptor-type tyrosine-protein phosphatase mu-like
Biological process (GO): protein dephosphorylation
Molecular function (GO): protein tyrosine phosphatase activity
Source: RefSeq, a predicted model, not a curated record